This is a messenger RNA of Charadrius vociferus (killdeer), 5091 nucleotides long. RefSeq names its product ADAM metallopeptidase domain 23 (gene ADAM23). The transcript has 30 exons. Gene Ontology annotation, molecular function: metalloendopeptidase activity. The record is from RefSeq and is a predicted model, not a curated record. Gene Ontology annotation, biological process: epigenetic programming of gene expression; proteolysis; genomic imprinting. Lineage: Eukaryota; Metazoa; Chordata; Aves; Charadriiformes; Charadriidae. Bases 1 to 5091 code for a protein of 1696 amino acids.
AUGACAUCUAUGAUGUUUGACAGAAUCAAACCAUCUGAUGAAGCUUCUGCUUCUUCAGCACAAGGAAUUGAAAGACAUGGUGUUGAAGGCUCUCUACAACAGGACAGCAAUAGCAGACCAACCUAUGAUGACAUGCCACUUCCCGUUGCUCCAGAGGCUGCUAGGAUUGCCUGCCUGUCCCCAGAAGAGGUGGAGAAAAAGAGGAAGCAAGACAGACAGGAGACUUCCAGCAAAGACCAGGAAUCCAUUGGUGAAAUAUGCUCUUCUGCUCCAUGUCUGUCUCGUGAGAGCACAAAGAAAACUUCUGUUACACAAGCAUUUAUUCAGAAACUAGAAAGAGGACAGCAACAUGUUAGAAGAAUAUCCCAGCAGUCUAUGGGCAUUUGUAGCAACGAGAAAUGGGAUAUCCUGAAAGAUGCUCAAAUUGCAAAUCAUAGCUAUGAAGGCCAGUUUACAGCUGUGAGCCCUGUACCUCAGUGGUUUUCAGUCAGUCCUUUAAUCCGUAGUUCUUCUGUUAGUCCUAAACCAGGAAAAAAUGAUACAAGUUUGGCAGCAUCAAAUCUGAUUCCACAUAGUGGAUGUGAUAAAACAGGAAUGGAGGUAUGCAAUAGUGAUGUGUUUUUGAAUCCAUGCUUGAAUUCUGCUCUGACACUGGUUCACCCAAAACGCCCUUCAGUUUCUCAUCAGAAUCGUAUGUGCAGCCACAACAAUUCUUUACAUAUUACCUCAGGUCGAUCUCUCUCAAAACGAGAUGGUUUACGAACUCAGGAUGAAACUUUGGUGUCUGAUUUCCAUCUCAGGGAUACUAUGGGUAUCAGCAGCACCCUAGAUCUUGGGACAUCCCCACAACUAGCAAGAUGCAAAAACGUGAAGAUGAACAGAGGUGAUGAAAGUUCAGUGGAUGACACUAUUGAAGAUGUUAUUUUGAAAUACUGCCAUGGAACUACAUCUGAAGAUAUGUAUUUCAAAGAGGAGAAUAAUCCCUGUUUAACUUUUUCAUCACUUCUGGACCGUACUCAUUUAGAGGGUUCUGAAAUGAGUUUUGACUGUGAUGCACCUAUUCAGGCAGGAACAGACUUACCCAAGGCAGCUAUAAAAGAUUUAGAAUUCCUAAAAGAGGUCCAAAUAAGUUUGCAAGAUAAAGACUAUGGAACACAGCUCUCUUCGGUUUUAAAAAGUGAGUCAGUAGAGAAAGUAGAAGCAGUAAAACAGGAUGUUGUAGUUCAUACUGAAGAACCAGUUCUUCCAGCUCUGCCUCAUGUGCCUCCUUCUUUUGUGGGAAAGACUUGGUCUCAAAUAAUGUAUGAAGAUGAUAUAAAAAUUGAAGAACUUGUGCGUGAUUUCAGGGAAGGUCGUUUUCGCUGCUACUUUGACAGUGAAUCCUCAGCCAACUCCUCAGAUACACUAUGCAACCCACAAACUCUUAAAAUGCCUAGGAAAAGGACUUGGCGCCUGGCUUCAAGAUGCCAGGUGGUUAAAGUCAGCCAUGGCACCCAAACCAGUCUAUUGAACUACCCUGUAGCAAAAAGAAAAAUGUCUAGAAGGGAAUCUGAUCCAGCUGAUCAGAAAGCAAGCAUUGUGUGGCCAGAGAAUGAAAAAACUCCAAACAUGAAAACUAGACUAUGUGCCCUUAAACUUCCCGAGUCCUAUAGCAAGAUUAUGAGUCCUGUACAGCCCAAGACAGUGGUGUAUGUACUUUCAUGCCCAGAGAUAAAACAGUGUAAAGGUAAACCUAUAGAUAUUCCCAAAAUGAGGAAAAAUCGUAGCUCCACAGAUAGCAAGGACUUUGUAAGGUAUAAAUACAAACAGUGUUCUUUUAAGUAUUAUGACCCACUGACAAAUCGAAUUCUGAAAACACCUCCCAAGAGUACAGUUGGAGAUAAGGCCAAAAAGCCCUCCCACGUUCGACAGCUUUUCAGAAGUCUCAGCUUUGAUGCAAACAUGAGGAAACUAGCUGAUGCACAGAGAGAAAGCUCACUGUCAAAGUCACUCAAUUGGUCAGACUUCUAUAGUUCAUCUUCAGCAUCUUUCCUGCCAGAUCCAGGUAAAGGGAAUGAUGCAGCCUCAAGUCAAAAAGCAGAUGGAUCUUCUGUUUCCACAGAAAAAACAGAUUGUCUGGUAUCUGGUCACUCUGAGAACUCUUUUAAACACCUGAUCAUUUCACCUUUGAACUCUCACCAGUCUGUGGUAGAAGGGGAUGGUAGAUUAACUCCAUUUAACAGUAGAGGUACCAAAACUCCUCUGACUUCCAUCAGGAGCGAGCGGUUAGAGAGGGAGAAUCCAAAGGCAAUGUGGAAGAGAAGAGAAAGCACUAAUAAAGAACCUGUUUUUUCCAGAAAGGCUGCAGGAUCUAUGUCUGUCAGGUGUACUGUUGGAAGGAGAGGAAACAGAGUAUCCACAGGCAAGCAAACUUCCAGAACUAAAAAACAGCAAAAAGAGGGGAUGAGAAGGAAACUUCGUCCUCGUGCCCAGAAAUCUUCUGCUUUCUCCAUGCAUAGGUGCCAGACAAGGAAAACUACAGUGGGAAAGCACCUUAAGAAAGAAAAGCCUGAUGCUAAAAAGUUAAAGGUAAGGAGGAAACCAAAAAGGACCUUUCUGAACUCAACAGUUGUCAAAGGGGUUCCUGAAAAGAGGCAGAAAGUCACAUCAGAAUCUUUUCCCAAGAAGCCAGAGCGAGCAUCUUCCAAAGUCGGUAACUGGGAAGUAAGUGGAGAUCGAGAUCACCCUAGCACUGUGAAUCGACCUUCUAGAAGAACUUCUGCUGUAUCGUUACUUCGAAACUGUCUUGUUCUACCAGACCUGCAUUGGAAUGAAACGGCAGGCGGUAUAGAGGGAGUACUGGCAGAUGAAGAGAAUACAUUUCAGCAGAACAAAAGCAGUAACAGUAAAAAUAACAGCUACAACAAUGCAAUCCAGAAAGAAAUCACACUGCCUUCAAGACUAAUCUAUUACAUCAACAGAGACUCUGAAACCCCUUACCAUAUCCUGGAUACUAGGGCAAGGCACCAGCAGAAACACGACAAGGCUGUACAUCUGGCCCAGGCAAGUUUCCAGAUUGAGGCCUUUGGUUCCAAAUUCAUCCUUGACCUCACAUUGAAUAAUGACUUGUUGUCUUCCAAUUAUGUGGAGAUUCACUAUGAAGAUGGAAAACCGAAGUUUUCUAAGGGUGGAGAGCAUUGUUACUACCAUGGAAAUAUCAGAGGUAUCGAGGAUUCCAAAGUUGCUCUUUCAACUUGUAAUGGACUUCAUGGUAUGUUUGAAGAUAGUACUUACUUGUACUUGAUAGAACCACUGGAACUGACCCACAGUGCAGAAAGUAAAAGUAGGCCACAUAUCAUCCAAAGAACUUACGGAACACAGGCCUCCAAACAGUUGCAGGACCUUGAGACUGAAUCUAGUUCUGAAUGGCCCUUUCUGUCUGAACUGCAGUGGCUGAGAAGAAAGAGAAGAAAGAGAGCAGUAUCUCGUGGUAUCUUUGAAGAAAUGAAGUAUCUGGAGCUCAUGAUAGUCAAUGACCAUAAAAUGUUCAAAAAGCACCGAUCUUCAAAUGCAUAUACAAACAAUUUUGCCAAGUCUGUGGUAAACCUUGUAGAUGCUAUAUACAAGGAGCAGCUGAACACCAGGGUGGUUCUUGUUGCUGUGGAAACUUGGACAGACAAAGAUCGUAUUAAUAUUCACCCUGACCCUCUGCAGAUGCUUCAUGAUUUCUCCAAAUAUCGACAGCACUACAUCAAACAGCAUGCUGAUGCUGUGCACCUGCUCUCGAAUGUGACAUUUCAUUACAAAAGGAGCAGCUUAAGUUACUUUGGAGGGGUUUGCUCUGUGACCAGAGGAGUAGGAGUGAACGAGUAUGGUCUCCCUUUGGCCAUGGCACAGGAACUGGCACAAAGUCUUGCUCAGAACCUUGGAAUACAAUGGGAGCCAGCUGCCAGGAAACCGAAGUGUGACUGCACUGAAUCCUGGGGUGGUUGCAUCAUGGAGGAAACAGGGGUGUACCAUUCCAGGAAAUUCUCCAAAUGCAGCAUUGCAGAAUACAAAGAAUUUUUGCUUCGUGGGGGAGGUGCCUGUCUCUUCAACAGGCCAACAAAGCUCUUUGAAACCACUGAGUGUGGAAAUGGAUAUGUAGAAGCAGGAGAAGAAUGUGAUUGCGGUUUCCGAAUGGAAUGCUAUGCAGACUGUUGUAAGAAGUGCUCUCUUUCUAAUGGAGCUCAUUGUAGUGAUGGACCCUGCUGUAAUACAUCGUGUCUUUUUUUCCCACGAAGUUAUGACUGUCGAUAUGCAGUGAAUGAAUGUGAUAUUGCAGAGUUCUGCACUGGAGAUUCUGGCCAGUGUCCUCCAAAUCUUCAUAAACAAGAUGGGUACGCCUGUGAUUCUAAUCAGGGUCGUUGCUAUAAUGGUGAAUGCAAGACAAGAGAUAAUCAGUGCAAAUAUAUCUGGGGAUCUAAGUCUUCAGGAUCUGACAAAUUUUGUUAUGAAAAGCUUAAUACGGAAGGCACAAAAAAAGGAAACUGUGGAAAGGAUGGAGACCGAUGGAUUCAGUGUAGCAAACAUGAUGUUUUCUGUGGCUUUUUGCUCUGUACUAAUCUUACUAAAGUUCCACGAGUUGGUCAAGUUCAAGGAGAAAUCAUCCCAAAUUCUUUUUAUCAUCAAGGACGAAUAGUGGACUGCAGUGGUGCUCAUGUUCUUUUAGAUGAUGAUACAGAUUUAGGUUAUGUGGAGGAUGGAGCUCCAUGUGGACCUCACAUGAUGUGUCUGGACAAAAAGUGCCUGCCAAUUCAGUCCUUGAACAUAAGCAGCUGUCCCAUUGGUUCUAAUGGAAAAGUCUGUUCCGGUCAUGGGGUUUGUAGUAAUGAAGCCACUUGCAUUUGUAAUUUCUCCUGGGCUGGGACAGACUGCAGUAUUGAUGAUCCUGUCAGGGAUACUGGUAGCAAAAAGGAUGAAGGACCCAAGGGUCCUAGUGCCACCAAUCUUAUAAUAGGCUCCAUCGCUGGUGCCAUCCUGGUAGCAGCUAUUGUCCUUGGGGGGACAGGAUGGGGCUUUAAAAAUGUCAAAAAACGAAGGUUCGAUCCAAGUCAACAAGGGCCUAUCUGA